Molecule: messenger RNA, 1911 nt
Organism: Dermacentor silvarum
Lineage: Eukaryota; Metazoa; Arthropoda; Arachnida; Ixodida; Ixodidae
Product: zinc finger protein 239-like
Exons: 4
Coding region: 157-1044 (295 amino acids)
Biological process (GO): central nervous system development; regulation of transcription by RNA polymerase II
Cellular component (GO): nucleus
Molecular function (GO): DNA-binding transcription factor activity, RNA polymerase II-specific; RNA polymerase II cis-regulatory region sequence-specific DNA binding
Source: RefSeq, a predicted model, not a curated record
UCGCGAGCGACAGCGCCACAUUCCCCCUGGUGGCAUCGGUGCGCAAGGGGGUCACGCGCGCCCGAAGGAAAGCGCCGCCGGUAUUCACACCUCCCCUUCUAGCCACUCUAGCACAGCUGCCGGUGCUACCGAAACCUAACAUGUAUUUAGGAUGCUAUGCCACAACGCAUGUGGAACAAUGGCCUCACAAAUGCGAUGAGCCUAGCUGAAAGUAUCACUACCAAUACGGCAUGCCACACCCCUUCCAAGGUCAUCAGUCAGGUCGAGGUUGGCCUGCAGUGCAGCUUGCUUCUGGUUGACAAGUCUGUCGAGUGCUCCUUGAAACCAUGGGGCGUGUCGAGGAGCAUGCAGACUAUGGAGGCUGGGGAUCAGUUAAGCUCCAUCUCAGUAUCGAGGCUUUGUAUUUCUCCAUCAACAGCCAGUGGUGACAACUCGCAGCAGGGAUGCCUCCACCGAUGUCGGCUCUGUGAUUUUGAGGCUGAUGAACUGUUUCGUCUGGAAGAACAUGCCAGGGUUCACACUGGCGAGGGUCUGUUUCAAUGCCAUUUGUGCCUUCAGAGCUUCUCAAAAAGGAGCACCCUAAACAGGCACCUGUUCAUCCAUACUGGCCAGCGUCCAUUUGUGUGCCAUUUGUGCUCUCGGUGCUUCUCAUCAAGGGACACCCUGAAGGUACACCUGAGGGUCCACGCUGGUGAGCGGCCAUUUCAGUGCCCUUCAUGCCUUCAGAGAUUCUCACAGAAGUCCAAGCUGAAGGAACACCUGCGCACCCACACAGGCGAGAAGCCAUAUCAGUGCCCUUCAUGCCCUCGGAGCUUCUCGCGUAAGUCCAUCAUGAAGCUACACUUGCACACCCAUACAGGCGAGAAGCCAUAUCAGUGCCCUUCGUGCCUUCAAAGAUUCUCACAGAGGAGUGCCAUGAAGCAACACCUGAGCAUUCAUACUGAUGAGCGACCACACCGUUGCACUGUCUGCUCCAAGUCUUUUGCGCGGGCUGGUUACUUGAGCAGACAUAAGAGAAAAUAUCACCAUGAUACUGUAGAGUAGGUUAAGUUUCUCAUAGCCUAUAGAAACACAUGUGCAUUCACACUGGUCACUGACCAAACCAUUGCACCAUCUACUGCAAGUCCUUUUUGCAGGGUUAGUGCUUGAGAAUACAUAAGAAAACACAGCACCACGAUACAGUAGAGUAGGUCAACAGCCAUGUUGAACUAAUGUUUGAAUUUGGAAUCUACAGACGUGUAGCAUGCUGCAGGGUGUUCUGUUGCACCAGGUAGGACAACAGUCUCCGUAUGCUUCUUAAAGGGGCCCCGGAACACUUCUUGGGGGGUCACGAUAUCUAUUCUCAGCAUGUCAUAUAACAUAGAGCAAAAGAAAAGACAAUCGACCCACUUGAAGUCAAGUUAUGUUAUUGCUCCCCAAACUUAAAAAUACAGGUAAACCUCUAUAUAGUGAAGCCGAUAAAAUCUGCAAUUUCUUUUGUUAUAUCGAAAUUUCUUUAUAUUGUGACUGUUCAUUAUUCAAAAAGUAUUCAAUAUUCGAUUCGAUUUCUUUGUUGCACUGUUUGAUGCGAUCUCAUAAAUUUACUGUUUGUAUGCCUCUAUAAAAUAUGUGUGUUCAGUGUAAUGCAUUCUAAUGCUUAUUAAAGUAUUACACUACAGAUGUCUGAAUGAUCUGCUUUCUAAGUUUCAAAUUUUUUAAGUAUUGUUUUUUGGCACAUGUGAACUUGUUAGGCUCAUUCAUGUAUUGUUGCUUUUAGGUUCUGGUAUAUGUGGUUCAUCCUGAAGACACUUUUCAUCUUAUUCUGUUCGCACCUUUUUUUACAGAUAGGUACUUUAAGCAAUUGAUUGUUUAAUAAGUUUGCUUGCCACUGUCUGUUUUAUCAGAGCACCAAAUAAAUGCCUGUAUUCAAUA